UAGCAUAAAAAUAAUUUCCUGUCAAACGGCUAGAGCAAUAAAAUCAGGAUUAGAGCAAUAAAUUAGCACAUAAAGAGCACUAAAUCCUCCGCAAGUUUCAUGUGAUUGUGCUCAUGUUGGCAUGCUGACUUAAUAGACAUGAGAUAUUUGCAAUUUUCUGUAUAAAUUGUUUUUACGCGAUAUCUCGCGAACGGAGCGUUUUGGAGGGUUCGUUCAGGGCUCAUUCGACGGAGAUUUUCGAGCCACGUCGAAAGUUGCCAGAAACAACCCUCUAUCUCUCAUAGGGUCCGAGAUAUUGGCAAUUUUCUUUAAAACUGUUUUUGUCGUGAUAUCUCGCCAACGGAGCGUCUUAUAGGGUUCGUUCAAGGCCUAUUCGACGGGGAAUUUCGAACCGCGUUAUAAUAUUACACAAUUCGCAGUGAGGGUAAAUUACAGGUAAGGAGAAGUGAAAUUAAAAUAUACUAGUAAAUUUAGUUUUAACCUAAGGAUUUUUAAAAAUUGAUCUAUGCUUGAUUUUCCUGUCUUUUGCUCUCCGGCAUGUAUGACUUCAUUAUUAUCAAGAGACACGGUAGUGUCAUACACACUCACACACAUUCACACACACUCACACUCACGCACACACUCACGCACACAUUCACACACUCACACUCACAGACUCGCGCACACACUCACUCACACACACUCAUAGUCAUUACCUUAAACGGCGACAACGUGAAUGUCUUAUUAAUCAUUAUAGACAUAAUGUUAAUAAUCGACCGGAAGAAUAUUUCUUCUCAUUACUGCUUAUAUUUAAACCCUGGCGGAAAUUAGAGGAUCUUAGAGAUAGUUGUGAUACUUAUGCGAAAUCAUUUCAUAAAGUAAAACUGCAUCUUACGGAGGCAUUGCAAUACCAUGAAAAGCUAGAAGAAUUAAAAAAAGCAUUUAAAAGUGCGCAAGAGCUAGUUCGGCAAUUAGAUGAAGAAUUACAAAAAAACGUGUCUCAGGAUGACCCCGACAAUCCGAUAGGCGUUCAAAAUAUAGAAGCUGGUAAAGCAAUGCAAGAUUUUAGAGAUCUUGGCAAUAAAAUAGAUGAGAUAAUUGAUGAUGUGUCUCAAAUGAUAGGAAAAUUAAAUACGGAUCAAAAAAGAACAUUCGAUAGAGUCAUUGAUACUGUAAGGUCAGAUAAUUCGAUAUUACGAUUGUACGUUAGCGGAGAAGGUGGAACUGGAAAGAGUUUCUUAAUUAAAACAAUUAAGUGUUGGAUAAAACAAUAUCUCAAUAAAGAUACCGCUGUAGCGGCACCUACUGGCAUAGCAGCGUUUAAUAUAGAAGGUUUGACAGUUCAUAGAUUGCUUCAAUUACCUGUUGAACAUGGUCUUACUACAAACUAUAAACAAUUGCCUGAUCAUGUGUUAAAAGUUUUACGAACAGAUCUCAAGGAUGUUGUUCUUUUUGUAAUUGAUGAAGUGUCAAUGAUAUCUAAUUUGACUUUAAUGUAUAUACAUCUUCGAUUGUCUGAAAUAUGUAAUACCAAUGAUUGUGAAGGGUUCGGUCGAAAGCACAUUCUUUUAUUUGGCGAUCUGCUUCAAUUACCUCCUGUACAUGAAGGUCCUAUUUUUGUACGAUUACCAAAUGAUAAAAUUAAUAAAUGUGUGAGUUCUUUAACUGCUGUUAAUUUGUGGACUACAGUAUUUGAUUAUGAUGAGUUGACGAUCAAUAUGCGUCAGCAAGGGGAUGACUCUUAUCGACAGUUGUUGUCAAGAAUUCGUAUUGGUUUAUUGACAAAGUCUGAUUGCGAGAUUCUUGAAAAUAGAAAAAUAUCGUUUAAAGGUGAUUCUUUUGAAUCUAGAUUAAACGAAUUAUGUAAUUUUAUUAAUGAUUUUCCGUUGGACAUUGUUUGUUUAUUGCCUACUCGUUAUAUGUGUGAUGUUCUUAAUGCUGCAAUGUUACACCGCAUUGCUUCGAAAGAGAUAUUAUUAAUUGCUGAAGACACGAUUGACUGUAUACCAUAUGUGAGAAAGAAAGUAUCAAAAGUAUUAUCGAAUAAUGAUGAUGAUAAUUCUAAAACUGCUGGACUUUCGAAAGAAAUUGCAAUUAAGAUUGGAGCAAAAGUUAUGAUAAGGCGUAAUAUUGAUGCUACUUUAGGUCUUGUGAAUGGUACAAUAGCUAAGGUAAUAUCAGUUGUACAAGAUACGUCUACCGAUGAUGUAGAAAAAAUAAAGCUUCUCUUACCAUCAGGAUUAGAAUAUUUAAUUGAAAGAGUGAGCGUUAAAUUUCAAGUGGUGGAUAGAGCGUUUGUUACUAGAAAACAAUUUCCAUUGUGUCUGAGUUAUGGAAUCACCAUUCAUAAAAGUCAAGGAUUGAGCUUACAAAGUGCUAUUAUGGACAUAGGCAACUCUAUAUUUAAUUGCGGUCAAGUUUAUGUUGCAUUAUCACGAAUAACCUCUCUAAAAGGGUUGCAUUUAAUUAACUAUGAUCCUUCGUCAGUAAUAGCUGACGAAAAAGCUAUUAGAGAAUAUAAUCGACCAAGAAAUCAGUACAAACCAGAAACAGAAAUAAUUACUGUUGCAAAAGAACGCUAUCGCAAAGUGAAAGAUGUUCCAUAGGCAUUGUCAAAAGUAAGUGCUUCAAUUCAAGAGAAUUAUCAAAAUCAAAAAGUACGGCAAAAUGUUGCUUGGGUUUUACAUGGUUUUCAAAAUACAGACAAUGUUUCACGUUAUGCAAAUGCAGCAUUACAAUGUCUAAUUUAAUUCCCAUUUAAGUCCCAUUAGAAAACAAUUGUUUAAUUGUAAUAAAUCAGAUGUUUUAAAAAUGUUAAUGCAUAGAUAUGA
Messenger RNA from Ooceraea biroi (clonal raider ant), 2810 nucleotides. RefSeq names its product ATP-dependent DNA helicase pif1-like. NCBI's taxonomy places the organism in Eukaryota, Metazoa, Arthropoda, Insecta, Hymenoptera, Formicidae. Gene Ontology annotation, molecular function: DNA helicase activity. The record is from RefSeq and is a predicted model, not a curated record. Gene Ontology annotation, biological process: DNA repair; telomere maintenance.